Molecule: messenger RNA, 2939 nt
Organism: Penicillium brasilianum
Lineage: Eukaryota; Fungi; Ascomycota; Eurotiomycetes; Eurotiales; Aspergillaceae
Source: the annotation of a GenBank genome assembly
CUCGCCCUUAGGAUCCAUCCACCAUGUGUUACUCAACAACUCGCAGUUCAUGAAGAACUGAAGAAUUUUCUAUUAGUACUUAUUGGCUGCAUGGUCUCUGGUAAUGAGCCAAGAUGCAUGCACCCGGCUACAGCCCGGAUUCCUCCAGGCAGACUAGUCCCGCCUCCAAAGACCAUAAUCCCCGGAAACGUGGGAGAACCGCCUGCACUCGUUGCAAGACUCGAAAACAAAGAUGCGACAACGAGUAUCCGACUUGUUCCAACUGCCUGAAGGCUGGGGUCACGUGCGACAAAUCAAGCGUGCGCGAGGAUGGUGACCGUCAAAAUGACUACACGCGUGCCUUGGAAGAAAGAGUCGCGUUCCUGGAGACGAAGCUCGGACAGUCUGGACCAUCCACGAGUUACAAUGCAGGGACCAACGUUGCACACUCAACGUGGUCGCCUCAAGGGAGUCAAACAACCCCACAGACAGCGAGCUCCGGUUUAGACAAUAACCCGGUCGGAGAGAUCGUAGGGCUGUUGGCUCUCAGCUCAUCCGAAGCUCCUGCCUAUGUUGGCUCGAGCUCAGGCGUAGCAUUGGCUGCAAAUCUCGGCGAAAUGGUUCAGAGCAGCGUGUGGAACCAGUUCUUAUCAAAAACGCAAACACAGCCGAAUAUAGGUGGAAGCACUAGCUUCCAGAAUACUCCAGCUUCCCUGCUAGGCUCCUCUCAGCAGGGCCUGGCUGGAGGUGGCUGCAGGAAUCGCACCAACGUCGAUCCCCCAACUGAUGAGAUGGGUUCGAAGAUGCUCGAGACUUAUUUCAGGCGACUCCAUUCACGAUAUCCGUUUUUGGACCGGGGUCAGAUAUGGAAGAUGCACGAGGAUCGGUGGAGGUUGGCAAAGACAAAGCGCGAGGAUCUUUCACGAUCUGAUCGUUUCGCCAUCUUCAAGUUGAAUAUCGUUUAUGCGAUCGGUGCCACAAUGCUCCAACUAAGCGAGAAGUAUGCAUAUACUGCUCCAGAGCGAUUCUACACGACCGCCUUGCAGUACGUUCCUACAAUGUGCGAGGCCCGGUCCAUCGAAAACAUAGAGGCAAUGGUCCUUCUCGUUGUAUAUCAUCUGCGUACUGCAACAAGUCAUGGAAUGUGGUACAUGAUCGGACUGGCGAUGCGCACAGCUAUUGAUCUUGGCCUUCACCGCAAGGCAAAUGAGAUCAAUAUGGACCCAUUUACUGCUCAGAUGCGGCGACGUUUAUUCUGGGUAGUCUACUACUUAGAACGAGUCGUGUCGAUGUCUCUUGGUCGUCCAUUCAGCAUCUCUGACCGAAACAUUGAUCUCGACCUACCAUUAGACGUGGACGAUGAUGUACACGACCCUGCGCUCCUUACAGCCCCCGAAGACCCGACAAAGACGACAAAUUUGACAUUUGCGAUCUAUCUCUUCAAAUUACGCCGCAUCGACUCGCGUAUCCAACACAAAAUCUACCGUGCUGACCGACCUCUAUCCGCUUUGCGGCUGAAAAUGGAUCCGCUUUACCUUGAAUUGGAACAGUGGAAAGAAUCAGCACUUCAGCGAUUCAGCGGCUCGGACCUAGACUAUCCAAUGCUCCAUUAUAACAGGGCAGUGAGACUCUUGAUUCAACCAUUCCUCCCUCUUCUCCCAAUCACCGACCCCUACUAUCAUAUAUGUCUCCAAGCCGCCGGCGAGAUUUGCCAAUCGCAUAAACGUCUCCACCAAACUCUCGAGUAUGGACAUUCCUUCCUGGCGGUGCAGACCGUCUUCAUGGCGGGGAUCACCUUGCUAUUCGCUCUCUGGACACAUACAGAUCAAGUUUGGUCGGUUCGCAUAAGCAACGACAUCCGCGCGUGUUCGACCGUGCUCUUUGUCAUGGGCGAGAGAGCAGCAUGGGUUAAAAAGUACCGGGACGCAUUCGAGCUAUUGGUGAAUGCGGCAAUGGAGAAACUACAAGGAAAUGAGACCGCUCGGAAUGCAGGAAUGGCCGAGCUCAUGACGGCUCAGCAUGGCAUAGCAUCUUUGAAUACUGCUGUGCCUGGCAUGUCAAACAGUGAGAAGUUCCCCUCUGCGAAUUUGACGGGGCUAGCGCCUGAGACUGCCGCUACAACAGCCGCAGUACCUCAAACGUACCCAGCAGAUGACAGCGACCAUGCAGUUCGAAUGGCUCUGCAUCUGGCACCUUGGAUUGACCAGGAUCAGAAUGAUCCCUUGUGGAUGCCAGAUUUUGAGACCCUGGAAACCGUCUCGGGAACAUUCUGGAGCGGAGCUGAUACUACUCUUUUUGAUGCCUUGUGAUUGUGUAAAUAAAUCCUGCAUCACAAUCACAUCGUACCUCGACCGUAAAUUGUCUCUCACGGAAUAUCGGGGACUUCCGAGAACCAGCUUGCAAGAUCUGGAACGUCAAAUCGUCCGAGGAAUCCAAAUUCCUCCUGACCCAAGCCCAUCUCAUCCCAGCUCAUGAAAGGAUUGACGUUAGGGGCAUUAAUGGACUCAGGGUCCUGGGAACUCGCGUCUUCAGACAUCAGAUCUGCGUGUUGAGCGGAAAGGGCAUGCUGCCGAACACUUCCUUGCUGUGGUUGUGACUGGGUGGGUGCAGAUGUAUGGACAUCUUCACUUCUGGCUGGUACUGGUUGAAUGUCAAUUGCAAGAAGCGACUCAGGAGAUUGAAGGACGCGGACAGAGAGUUAAGGUGAAAUACCUUUGUAGUUCUGCACGAUAUACUGAUGUGUGACCUGUAAGAAUUGCAAUGAAUUGCGUGCAGACAAGCUAAAUGAUGCCAUGUUGGUCAAAAUCUCUUCGCAUCUUUGCCACGCGGUAUCGACAGCAUGCAGAUCGACCUGAUCAAGUAUCGAGCGACAGGUGUACGACAUAAUCAACACGAACCCAGCGGUUGAUGUAUCUAAACAAGAAUGUCAGUUUAGCUUCCCAUUGGAGGUAUUAUAGAAC